Messenger RNA from Spodoptera littoralis (African cotton leafworm), 828 nucleotides. The record is from the annotation of a GenBank genome assembly. Lineage: Eukaryota; Metazoa; Arthropoda; Insecta; Lepidoptera; Noctuidae.
AUGGCGGCGCCCGCGCACGACGACCCGCCCGGACCGCAUCCCGUCUCUGCCAUGCACUGGUGCAGCUGCGAAGCGUGCGGGCACGGCUGCGGAGAGGCGCGCGGCGCGGACCGCGGCCGCGACGAGGCGCCGGGCGGGGACGACCUGUGGCGCGUGGCGCUGGCCGAGUGCGCGGCCACCUCGCUGCUGGUGCUGCUGACGUGCACCGCGACCUGCGCGCCCUCUGCCGCCGCCUCGCCGCUGCAGCGCUCGAUCGCCUCCGGUUUCGUCGUCGCCUUGCUCGUACAGUGCCUGGCGCACGUGUCGGGAGCUCAGAUGAACCCGACGGUGACGUUGGCAGCACUAGUAUGGGGCCGCAUGUCGCGGCGGCGCGCGGCGUGCGAGAUGCUGGCGCAGCUGGCGGGCGCGGUGCUGGGCGCCGCCGCACUGCGCGCGCUGCUGGGGCUGCGCGCCGCCGAGACCUGCGCUACCGUCCCCGUCGCAAUCAUCGGGCCCUUCCAGGCGGUGGCGGUGGAGGCGGUGCUGGGCGGCUGCCUGGCGCUGGCCAACUGCGCGGCGUGGGACGCGCGCACCGCCGCACUCAAGGACUCCUGGCCGCUGCGCAUCGGUGUCUCUGUCGCCGGCCUGUCGCUCGUCGGCGGCGAGCUGACGGGCGCCAGCAUGAACCCAGUGCGGAGCUUCGGCCCGGCGCUGUGGAGUUCCACCUGGACGAGUCACUGGGUGUACUGGGUGGGCCCGCUCGGUGGGUCCGUGCUGUUCACGAGCGUGUACCUGCACGCUUGGCGCCCCGCCACCGCGGCGCCGCGCAAGCUGCCGGUGCAGCCCUAG